AUGCCCUUGCAAGAAGCUACUGAUGAGCGCAAAACACGGAUUAGGUCCAUGGUAAAAUCUUUGAAAGACAAAUUACUGGAAAAACAAAAGGAGGUCGAGCAAUUCAACCAAAAGAGCAUCGCAUUUCAAUCGAAAGUAACCGAGGUAAAAAGCCAAGUGCAAUCUUUAGUAGACCAAAUUAUUGCAAUCAUCGAAGCGAGGAAACAAGAUGUUUUUGAUGCAGUGGAUAGUCAAGCGAAAAAAUUACUGGAAUCUCUUUCACUGAAAAAAGACGAAGUGGAAAAACAAUUAAAAAUAAUUGAAUCCGCAAUUGAACAAACUGAAACUCUGUUGAAACGAAGAUUUUGCACUGAAAUCCUUGGAUUCAGUGAAACAUUUGAUACAAUCCUGCAGGAAGAGAGCACCCAAGAAAACCGUGAGACUGAAUGUAUUCCUCGGUUUAGUUUUACUAAAAGUGAAAAACUGAUUAACCUGUUAAGCAUGAGCGAGGGCAUAGGUAAAGUAGAAUUUGUUUUUAGCGAAACUAAAGUGCAUCAAUCAGGAGCUAAAGGUAAAGAAAGUAGUAAAGUAGUUGCUGGGAAUGAAGGGGCAAAUGUUCAUGACAGUCCUCUUGAGACUCAGGUACAAACCAGGCACUUCUUCAGAUCUGUGCUGUCAUUUGGAGAAAAAGGUGAGUCUGUUGGAAUGCUUCACUGGCCUUGUGGUGUGGCAGUGAAUGAUCAUGAUGAAAUUGCUGUGACUGAGUUCGGUAACCACAGGGUUUCAGUGUUUAGCAGUGACGGCACCCACUUAAGAUCGUUUGGUAGAUACGGUAACAAUAAUGGUGAAUUCUAUUGCCCUACAGGGAUCGCUUUUGAUAGUCUUGGCAAUAUUCUAGCGGCAGACAGAGGAAACCACAGAGUGCAAGUCUUUGAUAGGAAUGGUAACUUUCUUAGUAAGUUUGGUGAAUAUGAAAGUCGUGAUAAUCAGCUUACAUACCCUGAAGGUUUAUCAAUAAACGGCAACGGUGAUAUUAUUGUUGUUGAUCAGGGUAAGCAAUUAAUCAAGAUAUUCUCUUCUAGUGGGGAGUAUUUAUGUAAAUUUGGUGGAGCAGGUUCUUUGGUCGAACCUUGUCACUGUAUCCAACAUGGUCAAUAUUUUAUAGUCUCAGAUUAUCAUGAUCGUUCCAUUAAAAUGUUCAAUCUUGAGGGAAAGUUUAUUUCUAAAUUUGGAAAACAGGGACACAAGGAUGGAGAGUUCAAUAAGCCCCGUUACUUGUCAGUUAACAAAGAAGGAUUGUUAAUAGUCUGUGAUGCAGGAAAUGCCAGAGUUCAGUUAUUCGAACUGAGUGGAAAGUUUGUUACAGAGUUUGGAAGUAAAGGUAGUGGGAGAGGAAAGUUAAGGUUUCCAGUGUCUACAGCAAAUCUUAGCGAUCGAAGGAUAGUUGUGUGUGAAAUGGAUAACAACCGAAUCCAAGUGUUUGACAAGAUAUAA
Molecule: messenger RNA, 1473 nt
Organism: Porites lobata
Lineage: Eukaryota; Metazoa; Cnidaria; Anthozoa; Scleractinia; Poritidae
Source: the annotation of a GenBank genome assembly